Molecule: messenger RNA, 1135 nt
Organism: Oryza brachyantha (malo sina)
Lineage: Eukaryota; Viridiplantae; Streptophyta; Magnoliopsida; Poales; Poaceae
Exons: 1
Coding region: 117-629 (170 amino acids)
Source: RefSeq, a predicted model, not a curated record
UUCCCCGUUGCUCCGCUCCAUUGCUACCCAGAGACACGACAAACCCAAUCGAACACGCAAAAACCACAGGAAUUACUACCUCCUAGCAAGCAAAUCAAGCAGCCCGUGGCCAAUCCAUGGCGGAUCCGGACGCGGCCGAGGAGUGGGGCCUCUCCGCGUGGCCCCCCUGGAGCUCCCUCCUCCUCCGCGUCAUGAGCAGGCGCCGCACCUGGGUGGCCCUCUUCCUCGCCGUGUACGCGGGCCUCCUCUGCUCGUCGUGGCGCCUGCUCGAGUCCGUCCGCGCCUGGUACCACUCGGCGGCGGCCGGAGGGGCGGGGGCGGGGGCGGCCGCGGGGGCGCGCGCGUGGCCGGCGGCGCUCUACGCGUCCCUGAUGUACGGCGCCGUGUUCGGGCUCCUCUCGAUGGGGGCCGCGCUGGCCGUGGCGGCGCCGGCCAUGCUCGUGACGUGGAUCACCGUCCUCGUCCUCCUCGCGUUCGCCGGGAAGCCGCGGAGGUCCCUGGUCGCGGAGGGGAGGCGCGCCACGGCCGACAUCGCGCGGGUCGCGCUCCGCGUCCUGCUGCGCGAGGGCAACGCGGUCGCCGCGCUCUGCGCCGCGGCCAGCUUCGCCGCCCUCCUGGCCGGCCGCUGACGACGACGACCAGCGAAAUUGGCCGGUUCCCCCUCCUUUUUUUUCUCCUCCUCCUUCUUCAGUUAAUUUUUUCGUUUCAAUUCCGUUCCGAAGCAGUAACUCGGUUGGGGUUUCGGUGUUUCUCCCCCCUUUUUUGGGUUAAUUUGGUUUAUUAGGGGUACAUUAGGGAGCACAAACUGUUUAAUUACUGUGUAAAUUUACUAAUUGCAAUCCAAGAUGAGGUCCUCUUUCCCUUUCGCUUUGCUUUACGAGUAGGCAUGGCAUCUGUUGUAUUGUAUGGUUUUACCAUUUUUUUUUGUAAAGGAUGACCGUCCCAUUUCGGACAGCUAGAAAGCUGACGGCGGACGGGGACAGUCGUGAAGAGGAAGGUACUGGGCUUAUCCGCGUGUGCGAAACACUGGUCGAGUCCGUAUCUCUAAUCAGAUAAUUUGGUGUAGAAGGGCACAUAUAAAUGUACUUAAAUUUGGUGACUUAUAGAAAAUGGAGAGAAAGAGAAAGAAAAAAGU